Messenger RNA from Lemur catta (Ring-tailed lemur), 1468 nucleotides. RefSeq names its product zinc finger FYVE-type containing 21 (gene ZFYVE21). The transcript has 8 exons. Bases 107 to 865 code for a protein of 252 amino acids. NCBI's taxonomy places the organism in Eukaryota, Metazoa, Chordata, Mammalia, Primates, Lemuridae. Gene Ontology annotation, molecular function: metal ion binding. The record is from RefSeq and is a predicted model, not a curated record.
GAUUGGGCGCCGGCGCUGUCAACCGCGCGCGGGGCGGGGCGGCGGCACCACCCCGCUGGGUGAGGGGCCCGGUGCGGGGCUGCUGGCGAGAGGCUGAAGCGCCGUCAUGUCCUCGGGGGUGGCCGCGCGCCGCGACGCCAAGAAGCUGGUGCGCUCCCCCAGCGGGCUGCGCAUGGUGCCUGAGCACCGCGCCUUCGGGAGCCCGUUCGGCCUGGAGGAGCCGCAGUGGGUCCCGGACAAGGAGUGUCCCAGGUGUAUGCAGUGUGAUGCCAAAUUCGACUUUAUCACCAGAAAGCACCACUGUCGCCGCUGCGGGAGGUGCUUCUGUGACAGGUGCUGCAGCCAGAAGGUGUCCCUGCGGCGCAUGUGCUUCGUGGACCCCGUGCGGCAGUGUGCGGAGUGUGCCCUGGUGUCCCACAAGGAGGCCGAGUUCUACGACAAGCAGCUCAAAGUGCUCCUGAGUGGAGCCACCUUCCUCGUAACUUUUGGGAACUCAGAGAAACCUGAAACCAUGGUUUGUCGUCUUUCCAACAACCAGAGAUACUUGUUUCUGGACGGAGACAGCCACUAUGAAAUCGAAAUUGCACACAUUUCAACCGUGCAGAUCCUCACGGACGGCGUCCCUCCAGGAGAAAGAGACAUUCGCGCCGACACCGGCCUCCGGCGCAGCCUGCUGGGCCCUGAAGGAGGCAACACGCGGGCCACGGGCAUGUUCCUGCAGUAUACGGUGCCAGGGGCCGAGGGUGUGGCCCAGCUGCAGCUGACAGCUGGGGAGGACGGCAACGCCAGCAGGAGACAGGCGGCCGCGUGGCUGGUGGCCAUGCACAAGGCUGCUAAGCUCCUCUAUGAGUCUCGGGACCAGUGACUUCACGUGUGAGCUGAGCUUGGGGUACGUCUGGGCACUGGGACUGAGGCGCUUGGAACGGCGGAACCCACUGCCUGUGUACCGCGGGGCUUCCUCUUGUGCUGGGAAAUGCAGCUCGCGUGUUUGGAGAGACAGAGGUAUUCACUUACCUAGUGCAAUACGUACACAGUUUAUUAACGCUUUCAACAGCUUCACGUUUUAGAAUUUGUGUAUUAUCUUAUUGAUAAUUACGAGUGGGAGAGACUGAGCUACACUACUACCAAACUAUUUUUAGCAUAAUCUAUACCAUGUUUUUGAGUUCCCAGGCCUGCUAGAAGGUUCUGGCCCAGCAAUGUUCAUUAAUUUGUCCCCAGAACCAGCGUGGGCAGUGCUGGCUCCGGCCUCCGAGCUGUAGGGAGCUGCAUGUUGGUGACAGCACUUGCCUUCGCCCAGUUUAGGACUGUCUGUCCACCCUGUCACUAAUCUCGGGCUAUGAACAUCCUUUGCUAUUUCACUGUGGGGAAGGCGCUGGGUUUUUUUGUACUUUUCACUGUUUCACUUUAUUAAAAUGACUGUACAGCAGUUUGUACAUAAAGCUUAUGAUUAAAACCUAUUUUGAACAUA